This is a messenger RNA of Chionomys nivalis (European snow vole), 969 nucleotides long. RefSeq names its product glutathione S-transferase kappa 1-like. Gene Ontology annotation, molecular function: glutathione peroxidase activity; glutathione transferase activity. The coding region runs from base 108 to 788 and encodes 226 amino acids. Gene Ontology annotation, biological process: glutathione metabolic process. The record is from RefSeq and is a predicted model, not a curated record. The transcript is spliced from 8 exons. Gene Ontology annotation, cellular component: peroxisome; mitochondrion. NCBI's taxonomy places the organism in Eukaryota, Metazoa, Chordata, Mammalia, Rodentia, Cricetidae.
CAGCGGUCCCAUCUACAGUACACAGGCUGGAAUUGGCAGCUUCCUGCUGACACUGGGGUCUUUCUGCAGACAGCAGCUUCAAGUUAGCUUUCAUCCUCCUGUGCAGUAUGGGGCCAGCGCGGCGAACUCUGGAACUGUUCUACGACGUUCUGUCCCCGUACUCCUGGCUGGGCUUUGAGGUCCUAUGCAGGUACCAACACCUCUGGAACAUCAAGCUGCAGCUGCAUCCUGCUCUCAUUGCUGGGAUCAUGAAUGACAGUGGAAACAAACCACCAGCUACGGUUCCCCGAAAAGGCCAAUACAUGAACAAAGAUAUGCUUCUCCUGGGGCAACAAUUCCAGGUUCCCCUCAACAUACCCAAGGAUUUAAACACUGUGAUGUUUAAGAAAGGAAGUCUAAAUGCCAUGCGCUUCCUCACGGCUGUGAGCAUGGAGCAACCAGAGCUGCUGGAGAAGGUGUCCAGAGAGCUAUGGAUGCGUAUUUGGUCUCGAGAUGAAGACAUCACGGAGUCCCAGAGCAUCCUGGCUGCUGCAGAGAAGGCAGGAAUGUCCACAGAGCAAGGCCAACUCUUUCUGGAGAAAAUCUCCACAGUACAGGUAAAGAACAAGCUCAAGGAGACCACUGAUGCGGCCUGCAGUUAUGGGGCCUUUGGGCUGCCCACCACUGUUGCCCACGUAGAUGAUAAAACCUACAUGUUAUUUGGUUCUGAUCGCAUGGAGUUGCUAGCUUACUUGCUGGGAGAGAAGUGGAUGGGUCCUGUGCCUACAGCCCAAUAUGCCAGACUUUAAGAUUGCCUUAAGAAGUGAACUUCAAGUUCUCCAUUUGACAAAGUUGACUUCCGUGACCCUGUGGGCUGAGGCAGGAAUCAGCUGCCUUUCCCUCUGUGCCUCACAAGUGCCUUUUGGAAAACCUUAAGUUCUGCAUUUCCAUAAAAUAAACCUAAUGCCGCUAACAAGACAUUUCUGGGUC